Molecule: messenger RNA, 7543 nt
Organism: Talpa occidentalis (Iberian mole)
Lineage: Eukaryota; Metazoa; Chordata; Mammalia; Eulipotyphla; Talpidae
Gene: SOCS6
Product: suppressor of cytokine signaling 6
Exons: 2
Coding region: 2077-3684 (535 amino acids)
Biological process (GO): phosphatidylinositol phosphate biosynthetic process; intracellular signal transduction; regulation of growth
Cellular component (GO): phosphatidylinositol 3-kinase complex
Molecular function (GO): 1-phosphatidylinositol-3-kinase regulator activity
Source: RefSeq, a predicted model, not a curated record
CUGCAGAGGCUGCAGAUUGCUUCCUAGUGUGGUGCUUAACCCCUUGCGCCACCAGGGAGGCCCCUAAUAUUUUUUCUUAAUUAUUAAGAGUGCAUCGCAGUUGGGCACGAUGUUUAGGGAGCAGGCACUGCCCUGUUGCCCCUGGGAGCACACUCUUGAGUGGUAGAGAAGAAGGAAAGAAGAAAAGAUUGAGUCUUACUGAAGAACAUUAGCAACCCUGGAUGGUGUCCCUGUGCCAUUCUGAAAUGUUCCAGCAGGUUUUUGGCCUUUGACGAGGCCUCUGCUGCACACAGCACUUCAGUGAUAGCGCGCGAUUGUGUUUCACACACACACUUGUGUUUAACUCACCUCCCUUAGGAAGGCGGAGGACUGCCUGGCUCCCAUUAGGUAAGAUCUCCGUCAGUGACAAUUUUAAGAACUCAGCGUUAUUAACACUAUUUAGACAAGAUGAAUUCACCACGUGCUCUAAAUAGACAGUUAUUUUGGUGCUGUUUAUGUUUGUGCUUGUGAUUUUUGUGAUAAAUGUUAUUCUGGCCGCGCCAGUGACCCUGGCGGGCGGGUUGAAGGACUGCUCUCCUGCGCGCUGACAGGAAGAUGGCAUUUCGUUGGGAGACUUGUGACUGUGUUGUUUCCUCGGCGAGUUUAAUUUUAAUGUUACAGUAUGAAGGUAUUUUUUAAUUAGAGCCUAAUUUUGGUUUUAAGGACUAUCUGCCCUCUGAUAACAGUCAUCUUUGUCUGUUUACAUUGCUUUUCAAGUUAAGCUUAUUUAGAAAAUAACAUUGCCGGCUACCAAACUGGCAGAAUAAGUGCGCGUGCACCAUCGCCUUGUGUAAGUAUUUCAGUGGUUUUGCACAUUUCCAGAAAUACUUCAUUUUAGAAUUGGAUGGAACCUUCUGCUUAUUGACUAGUUUCAUCUUUGCACAGAUGAGGAAACGGGACUCGGCGCGGGUGUGUAAUCUGCGUGUGUUUUAGAAGGGCGUCUGCUGGGCGCGGCUCCUCGUGCCGCUGGCGCAGGGUGUUUUCAUUUACCUGGAAGUGAGGGGUUUGGGGUCAGUGUCUUCGUGGAGGAAGUCAUAUUUGAGUUGGCCCUUAGAGGGGACCGUGCUUGACUGGGGAGAGCUGUGGACAGUGGGCAGUAUCUCAGAUAGGGAAAUAGGACCUACGCCGUCAGUGUAGACAUUUGUUUCUCCUCUUUCCUAAGUGGGAGUCCCUAUUUUCUGUUUCUUAGUUUAAUUCUUGAUCUGAUGGAGCGCAUCUUCCUAGUAACUUCUGAGAAAGGUGAUGGGAGAGUUGUCUUUUUGUUUGAGACCUUGCAUGUCAGAAAUGUCUAGGUCUCAAGUACAAGAUUUAUUAUCUGGCUGUGUGUAGAAUUCUAGGCUAAUGCAGUAGGAUAGAAUAGGUUAUGCUGUAAACCUCUGUGCGUAACAUAAGCUUAUUUAUUGCUUUUGCCAAGUCUGCUGUGGCCUCAGGGUUUCUGCAGUGGCUCUUUUUUUUUUUAAAGAUUUAUUUAUUUACGCAUAGAAGAGCUGGGGUACAGGCCAGAGGUGUGGAGAGGUGAGUGGAUUCACCAGAGACAGAGUGGGGAGCAGAACAGGCAGACUGACUGAAAUCCACUGCUGAGGGGAGCAGCGGGGAGACAGGAGAGGUCUGCUCGCCAUGUGGGUAGCUCCCUGGCUGGGGAUCGAACUUGUGCUGUAGUGACAGCUUCAUAGGUUGCGUCUUAACCCCUUGCACCACUGGGGAGGCCCGAUGCAUGUCACUUGCUCACAGUCCGGUGGCCUGAAGCAGUCACAUGCCCCUGCAGGAUGCUGAGAUGUGGAAGCGCACCAGUCAUUGCCUCUGAAGCUGUGCUGUGAUGAAAGUAAAUUUUCGCUUGAAUUCUGAAGGCCUUGCUCCACCAACCUCCAGCUAUCAGUGUUACUACUAAGCUGCCAUCUGUUUCCUAAUCAUUUAAAAUGGCUCCAGUAGGUGAAUGAAGCUGGGAAAAUAAGUAGAUGCAGCAUUGCAGCCUCUCCAGAUGUUGGAGGAUAAUACUGCAGAGAGAACUUGAUCCCGUGGACUAGGUCGCUAGUCAUAAUGAAGAAAAUCAGUCUCAAAACCUUCCGAAAAUCUUUCAACUUGAAUAAAAGUAAAGAAGAAACAGAUUUCAUGGUCGUGCAACCGCCGUCACUAGCCGGUGAUUUCGCGAAAGAGGAGCCCCUGUUCGGGGGCUGCUAUGGGAAGGACGUGGCCAGCUGCGACGUGGGCGGCGAGGAGGAGCGGGGCGCGAAGGGCCGGGCCAAGAGCGAGAGCCUCAUGGGCACGCUGAAGCGCCGGCUGUCGGCCAAGCAGAAGCCGAAGGCCAAGGGCGGCGCGGCCCCCGGGGGCCCCGCGGACGAGGACGCCUUCUCCAGCGCCUCGGCGCCCGUGGUCUUCAAGGACGCGCGCGCGCCGCGGCCCAUCCGCUCCACCUCGCUGCGCAGCCACCACUACAGCCCCACGCCGUGGCCGCUGCGCCCCACCGCCUCCGAGGAGACGUGCAUCAAGAUGGAGGUGCGCGUCAAGGCGCUGGUGCACGCGGCGGGCCCCGGCGCGGCCCUCAACGGCGUGCGCAGGGACCUGGGCGAGCUGCAGCCCGAGCCCGGGGGCCCCGCGCAGAGCCCGGGCGGGCGGCGCGCCGAGCCGCAGAACGGGGACCUGCGCCUGCACCUGGAAGACCACGUGCCUGUCGUCAUUGGACUCGUGCCUCAGGACUACCUUCAGUACACCGUGCCUUUGGACGAGGGGCUCUUCCCCCUGGACGGGCCGCGCCCCUACUGUCUGGACGGCUCCUCCCCCAUGGAGGUCUCGGCCGCGCCGGCCCGCGGGGGCGGGGGCGCCUUCUCGGAGGACGAGGGUCCGGCCGAGCAGGACCUGGUCGUGGCCCCGGAGAUCUUCGUGGACCCGUCGGUGGACGGCCUGCUGAUCGGCUCCACGGGGGUGAUGCUGCAGAGCCCCAGGGCGGGCCGCGACGACGCGCCCCCGCUCUCACCGUUGCUACCUCCACUGCAGACCAACCCGAUCCAAAGGAACUUCGGCGCGCUGGGCGGCCCGGACGCCCACGUGGCCGAGAGCGUGCGCUGCCACCUGAAUUUCGACCCCAACUCGGCCCCCGGCGUGGCGCGGGUGUACGACUCGGUGCAGAGCAGCGGCCCCAUGGUGGUGACCAGCCUCACGGAGGAGCUGAAGAAGCUGGCGAAGCAGGGCUGGUACUGGGGCCCGAUCACGCGCUGGGAGGCGGAGGGGAAGCUGGCCAGCGUGCCCGACGGGUCCUUCCUCGUGCGCGACAGCUCCGACGACCGCUACCUGCUGAGCCUGAGCUUCCGCUCGCACGGCAAGACGCUGCACACGCGCAUCGAGCACUCCAACGGCAGGUUCAGCUUCUACGAGCAGCCGGACGUGGAGGGACACACGUCCAUCGUGGACCUCAUCGAGCACUCCAUCAGGGACUCCGAGAACGGCGCGUUCUGCUACUCGCGGUCGCGCCUGCCCGGCUCCGCCACCUACCCCGUGAGACUCACCAACCCGGUGUCGCGGUUCAUGCAGGUGCGCUCCCUGCAGUACCUGUGCCGCUUCGUGAUCCGCCAGUACACCCGGAUAGACUUGAUCCAGAAACUGCCUUUGCCAAACAAGAUGAAGGAUUAUCUGCAGGAGAAGCACUACUGAGCGCGGGUGACAACUCUGUGUCUUGCACUGUGGGGUGGGAAGAGGAGGUUGAAACACAGUUUACAGACGUUCCUCGCUGUCAGAGCCCGUCGUGCCGUGUGAGUUCAGUCUGCGUGUGAGGCGGGCGCUGCGCCCGUGUCUUGGCUUCAUUUCGGUUCUCUGAGGUCUCGGAGGUGUGAGUUGUCUUCAUCCGUGUGCGAGUCAUCGCGGUGUGAGCGGUCAGAGUCCCCUCGCCCCCCCCCACCAGUCCUUUGCUGCUAUCCACUGUGAUUUUUAUGCAUUAAAAGCACAUUUCAUGUGUGUUCAACCCUAAGUAAAGUGGAAUGAAGCUCACAGAACACCAGUGGUGGUUCCUUUCAGUGGCCCAUGUUCAAAAGUAGCGUUACACGAAACACCCGUGCAAUCAAGUACAAAAUUUACACCUAACUCUGAAAAUGAUUUUUAAUCUCAUUGUUUGGAAGGAUUUAUGCACAGCUGUGAAUUGACAUGAUCUUGGGUGACGUGAGGGAACGCAGGUCCACACCGUGCCCUCCACGACACUCCCCUCUAAAUUCUGUUUGAGGUUGUGCUGAUUCAUGGAUGCGAAAAGUCAGGUUUCUCUGUGGCCUUUCAUUUUCAUCUCCUAGUUUGUCUAGUUUAAAAAAUGGCCUUACAUUUUAAAAAGUCAUAGAAGCAUACCACCAACUUAGAAAUUGUUGCCUUUUUCUGUCACUAAACUGAUACAAAUGGGCAUAACCUAUGAAGACUUAGGAACUUGGAACUAUUAAAGAAAUACUAGCGGAUCUUCGUUUCUGUGAUAGUAAUUUUUUGUGUUCCCUAUACUUUCUUUAGGUAAAAUAUUUUUAUCUGUGAUUUCUGUACCUUAGCCAACAUUUUCUUGGGUGAAUUUGAUCUAGAACUGAUUUCCAUACAUGGAGUAGAUUCUCUUAUAUCACAAAGUUCGUACACAAAAUUUUAAACUGGUUUGAAUAGAAAGAAAACAUUUCUGUGAGCAUAUUUUUUUUUUCUUUUCUGUGGUUUCUAUUAAGAUAUGCUAGAUGUGAGCCUUCCGUCCCCCUACCAGGAAAACAGAAACUGGUGACUUGAGCUGAAGAGUUAAGGAAAUUGUGGAGCCUCGUGUAAGAGAAGUAUUAAUUAACACCAUGUGUGAGACACGGAGGCCUCGCUGCCUGCCAUAUGUACUGUCAUUUAAAAAUAGGUUUUCUGCUUGUUUCUUUUUAAUUUAGCUGAGAAGUAAAUUGGCAUCAUUAGUUCUUCUCUCUCUUUGAUUCAGGUGUUGGGGGGCUGGGGGCGUUCUCCCCGAUAUUUUUUACUUGUUUUAAAAGUCAGUGUUGAUGACCGCGUGCUUCUUCAGCGUAGUGUUUUAGAAUUGCCCCGUCCUGAAGACUGUUUCCAGCUUUAGAGGAGAUGUUUCCCUCUCAGAUGAAAUGUGUAAUUUACACCAUUUCUUCCUUUGUUGCUCAAUUUUCCUCUCUUCGCCAUUUGAUAACGUGGGUGGAGAUGUUCAAGUCACCCCUCAUGGCUCUGUCAUUCAUCAUAUCCGUAGUCCCCUUGUUUCCUCUUUUUUAGGGUCGCCGUUGGGAUUACCCAGAAAAGGCACCGUGCCGUAAUACCGAGUUAGGGCGUGGUGAGUCCAAGGGGGAAAGGUACUUGAUCUUGGUGGAAAAGUCCAUUGUACCUUGUCACAGAGUCUCCUUUCUUUGUCAUGUUUUCGCCUAAUAAGAUGGAGUAUGGAGUAAACCGUAAUAAUAUAACUUAAGUGUUCACUGUAAGCUAUUUGGAUUAAAAACUAUUACAGAGUUGUAAACUUGUUAUCAAAUUAAUGCAAGACAUUUAAACUAUUUUUUUGCAAAACUAUUUAUUUUUAAACAAUUUAGAAUAUAUCUAGGGUGAGUUAAAAGCCCCUGUGCAUCUACAUUAGAUGACAGGUAUAGUCACAGAGUCACUGUGCGUUGUUAAUAAAUGUUGAAAUGGCUUCUGUCUGUGUCUAGAAGCAUUUAUGUGUAUCUUUGUGAGAUCCUGGUGCACAGAGGUCUUUGGACUGCCCUGAAGCCCGUCUUAGGUGGGCACAGCCUGCUCCCCGCGUUUCCCUCCCGAUCCCGUGUGUUUACGAUCCAGCCAUUUGGUUCCAACUUCAGACGAUGCUGAUCUUCCUUUACUCUUUUGAAAACUGUCCUUUGUGUUUUUAUUUUGUGGAAUGCAAGUCUUGAUGCUGUUCUAAUCAGAAAGCCAAUCUUUCAGCCUGCUUUUGUGUAUUCGUAAUGUAAAACACUUCAAAACCACCUAUUCUAAUCCAGUUUGAAAUUGCUAGGGUUUCAAUGUGUAUUGAUUUGAAUGAAACAUUCGGCAAGUAGUUCUUUACCAACGAAGGUGUAUCGCACCGUUCCCUGCUUCUGCGUCGAGGAGGUGGCGCAACAUCACGUGGAGGUUGGCUUUAUGUGGUUCUGAGACAGUCUGGUUAAACAGGGGCUCGGGGAAAAGAAAUGAAGUUUGGUUUAGAUAUGAUUUGAGUAACUUUCUGGAUUUUAUUGAACGGUGGCUUAAAUGGGAUGGACGUGAACCCAUAAGCAAUUUUUAAAUAGAUGUUUCUACAAAUUUAUUUCUACAAAGAAAAAGAAAGCAGGAAAACUGCAUUCUCUUGUCACAAUUAAUGAAUCAGAGGGGUUUUUUUUGUUGUUUUUUUGUUAAAUACUUCCUCACAAAAUCUGAUGGAGGCAAGAAGCUAUGUCUAGGCUUUCCAGGACACUAUUAUGCAUUUUUAUAAAUAAUAAACCUAUAGAAAGUACUUGAAAAAUAGCUCACCUUUUCUCUUUCUAAGAAAAAACUGUCCUCUUUCUACUUGGUGCAAUAAUAUGAAAAUUUAGAAGUUCAAAAAUAUUAUAUCCCAGGAAAUGGUCAUAGAACUAAAAAUAGUGUUUAAGGAAACCAGCUACAUAAGGCAUCCAUCUUGACGUGGAAGAUCUUGUGCCAGAAGCCUAAGUGAUUGCACGUGGGAAAGAAAGCAGAGUGUACCUUGUAACUUCUGAGCCAGUAUUUCUGACAGAGGGUGAAAGUUACUAAAAUCUUAAAUAGGUUAUAUGCAAUGUCCGUCAGUGCUACAAAUCUCAAUUUCCAUCUUGACAGUGCUUUCAGAAACGCCAAUUUUAAUCACUGUACAUUUCACAUUGUGUGUGAGAGAUUCUCGCUUUAUGAAUGAUCCAAAAUAAUAUAUUUUAAAUCUUAAUAGCUUUUCAUGGAAUGUGAAGUCUUAAUUUGAAAAAGAAAUCACACUACCAGCAAUAGUCAGUUUUGUUGAAUACUCUAAUAAGGAACAAUCACCAGUUCCAUAUGUAACUUUAAAAUUCUAAAAUAAAGUAUUGGUACGCUAGUAAUCACAAAUUUGAUUUCUUUUAAUACUUUUGUAAUCCUGUAAAGAAGGUUUUUAUAAGCAUCCUUUUUAUUAAUCAGUCAUAACAUGGUGAAUGCAUCGAUGCUGUUUCUGAAAAGUAAUCCAAACUACGUCCAGAGAUGAUGAAAAAUUCUUAUAGAAUUUUGUAAUAAGUAUACAUGUUGGGUUAAAGAAAUUUUAUAGUCGUCGGAGUGCCAUGGAAUUAAUACUUGCAAUCCCGAUUGCUGUAGUUUACACUUUUUCUGUAUGUUUCAAAUCAGGUGUGUACCAUUUGUACUGAGAACACCACAGAAUGAAUUAUCCAAAGUCCAUUGAUUUUAAUAUGUGUUUUGGUUUGUAAACAAAUUAUAGUAAUUUCUUGCACAUUUUUGGAAAUUAAUUGUAUAAGAAUUUAUGUAUCUGCUUCUAGAUACGGUGUGUAAAUAAAAAUUUCGUUCACAACCUCUGCCUCCUCUCCUACUUGAUACCCAC